Caenorhabditis remanei is the source of this 981-nucleotide messenger RNA. RefSeq lists its product as uncharacterized. The record is from RefSeq and is a predicted model, not a curated record. The transcript has 5 exons. The coding region runs from base 1 to 981 and encodes 326 amino acids. Lineage: Eukaryota; Metazoa; Nematoda; Chromadorea; Rhabditida; Rhabditidae.
AUGAAUCGUCUCAUCGAGUACGGUAGUGUCGAGGCUAUUCCAUACUACAAUUGCUCCUGGAAGUCCUUCGAAGAAUGGGAGGCAACUGGAGUCAAACGUCCAUGGCUUGGAAACCCAUUGCUUAUUUUUGGAACUUGCAUUGAGUUGAUCUACUUGCCUAUUGUCUACAUCAUUUUCAAGACCAACUUAAUCAAACAUGCCUGCUAUAAAAUCAUUGUCGUACUCAUCUCAAUUGAUAUGAGUGCCACGUGUUGCAGUUGUUUGAUUACUGGACCACUGCUUAUUCUUGGAUCGGUUUUCUGUAUGUACCCGACGUUCACUUAUUUGGCUGGUGGGAUUGCGCUGGUAACAUGGUGCAUGGCGUGUGCCGCUACCGUAUCCCUGUUUGCCAACCGUGUCAUAAGUAUUGCAUUCCGUGAGUAUGCAGAUGCUAUCGAGAAGAAACUCGCCUACUCCUCCAUCGUCUUCAUUUUCUCUUAUGGAUCUUUUAUGUAUGUUUUCACACCGACAGUAUGCUACAAUUCUGCUAUAAUGGCAUGGAUCGCAAGUCCUUUGUCGGAGGAAUUUCCAAGUACAGCAGCGGAUAAAAUGUACGAGAACCCAAUCCAAUCCUAUAAUAACUGGAUCUUCCUUGCUUGUAUUUUCACAUUGUUCUCUAUUUAUUUCUUCAUGGUCAAAAAAUUGGCACAAGGACAAAAAUCAAAGGCAUCGAGAGCGAUCUUCAUUCAAUGCUCUAUCAUCUGUUUCUGGAAUACGGGAGUUGCUCUUGUCUACAAUGCUCUUGUCUAUGUCACCCCGUCCCCACCAGUUCUCAUAUUCGCACAAAUAUGUUGGGCAUUUAAUCACGCAUGUCCAGCUGUCAUUUAUAUGACAAUGAAUAGCACAAUCAGAAGGGAAUACAAGAAGAUUGUGUUUGGAGUAUUGUCACAGAAAGUCGAAGAUGGCAGCACCGUCAAAACUGUUUCACAAUCAAGAAUCUGA